GUUCCGUCGUGUCGGGUGCGCUCUGCACCACGAGUCUAAAACAAGCAAAUUCUAGUCCUAUAGCCCCUCACAGUUUUUUAACCGCAAUAUCUAUGACGAAUAAAUGGUUAAACUAGAUGCGUCAUCUUCCCAUGGAUGCGGUGGCAUUAUAGUUAAAAAACUGUUGGCAAGUGGAGUUUGCAACUGUUUCGAGUAUUGGCAAGUCAUCGCAAGUUCUACUACCUGUAAAUGAAAAGAAUAAGAACACUUACGCCAAAAGCAAUGGCGCAAUAUGAAGAAAAAGUUGACGCCUACAAAGCUAAGAUCAAGUCGAUGCAAGAUAAUAUAAACGUUUGCAUAGCAAAACAAAUUGAUGAAAGUGAUAUUAAAGUUUUGACAGAAAGGAAAAAGGAACUUUAAGACUUAACAGCAAAGUUUGAAAACAUUUAUGGUGAAUUUGAAGAGUAUUUGACGCGAACUGGCACAAAAGACAGUACAAAACAAUUUACAUAGUUACAUGAACAUGGAAAAGAGAUAAGAAGGGUUAUAACUCAAUUUAUGAACCACAUUGACCACUUGAUUGUAUUGUUUAGCGAAAAAAUGUCUGUUAAAAGUUCAAAGAAAAGUUCAAGUUCUGUGUACAGGAGAAAGAUGGAAUAUGCGGAAAAGGAAUUUCAGUUAUUAAGAGAAAAGGCCGCGAUAGAAGAAAGGUUUCAAAUAGAACAAGCAAGUGAAAUCAGGAAAAGAACAGAGAUUGAAGCUGAGUUAAAUCUGCUUAAAGUCAAACAAGAGAAUGCAGACACAAGUGACUCAAGCAGUGAAACUAGUAAAUCAGAUAAACAGUUACCAGUUCAGUUUGAAAAUCCCAAAGAGAAGGUAGACCUGUACCUUAACAAUAAUCCUGUGACACAUGCACAUGACACAAGAAGCGAUGUAAACUUUCCCAUGGACAUAACAAAAUUCUUGUUAAAAAAGGACCUUUUAGUUGCAAGGCUGUCUAAUUUCAGAGAUACACCAGAGACAUUCCAAUCUUGGAAAGGUACUUUCAAAUCAGUAAUGAAUGAACUGGACGCAUCACCUGCAGAAGAAACAGAUCUUCUUAUCAAAUAUCUUGGUGCAGAAUCAUCCAAAUAUGCCAUAAGCAUCAAAACGGCAAAUGCCCAUGAGCGGAGCUAUGCUAGGGAUGAAAUUUGGAUUCGCCUUGAAGAAAUGUAUGGAAGGCCAGAGUUGGUUGAGGUUUCUAUCAAAAAGAAAUUGAAUAGUUUCACAAAAAUAUCAAAAGACUACAAAAGGCUCUACGACCUGUUAGACAUUUUGUGUGAGAUCCAGUAUCUAAAAGCUAAUCCUGUGUACACAAUGAUGUUUUCAUAUUUCGAUUCAUCGUCCGGAGUGAAUCCCAUAGUUUCCAAACUACCAUACAACCUACAGGAUAAAUAGAGCAUCUCAGUACAACCACAACCACCAAGUAAUGUUUCCACCGUUCAGCUUCUUUGUGAAUUUUGUGAGGGAAAUAAGCAGAACCGAAAACGAUCCAGCUUUCCAAUACAUGUGUGAACAAAAGCCUGAAAUUUCCAAACCAUUUAAAGUAUUUGCAAGAAAAACUGAAGAAGUCCAAUCUCUACCCAAAGAAAAGGAAACCAACACUGAUCAAAAUGCAGCCACCAUAAAACGUUGCCCUAUACAUGAUGCACAGCACUCCCUGUUGCAAUGUAGAACAUUUCUUCAAAAAACAUUGGAAGAGAAAAAACGAAUUGUUAGAGAGAAGAACAUUUUGUUUCAAGUGUUUAGAUUCAGUUAAACGCAAGGGACUGUCGAGUUGCCGUGAAAUGCUCCAUUUGUGGAAAAGGUCACGUUGCAGCACUUCACGGCGGGGAGACGCAGAACCAACAGGACGUUACAGCAAAGUGCACGACUUUGUGUGGCGAUACACUCAUCGGGAGGUCGUGUAGUAAAACUGUUCUUGUCGACAUAUAUCCAAAAGGACAAUUUGAAAAGGCUGGCAGGGCAUAUGUUAUCAUUGACGAUCAAAGCAACUGUAGCUUGGGUACUGUCAAACUAUUUGAUAAAUUGAGUAUUUAUGGACAGACCACUCCGUACACGUUAUCGUCAUGCAAUGGCCGUGCUACAAAGUUUGGUAGACACACUAGCGAUAUAUGUGUUAAAUCGAUUGAUGGUUCCACAGGGAUUGAUGUUCCUCGAGUCAUAGAGUGCGAUGAUAUUCCAAACGAAUAUCAGAGAUACCCACUCCAGACGUGGCAAGAGCGUAUAGUCAUCUGAACCACAUUGCAGAUACAAUUCCUAACCUACAAGGAGACUGCAAGGUGCAGCUUCUUAUAGGACGUGAUGUUCCUGAAGCCCACCAUGUUAUGGACCAAGCCAUUGGAUCCCGUGGCACUCCGUUCGCUCAAAAGUUAGCGCUUGGUUGGGUAAUAGUGGGAGAGGUGUGUUCAGGGCGCGUCCACACAAACGAAGAUGUCUCCGUGUACAAGACCUACAUCAUGCCCUAUGGCAGAGGCACACACAUCAAACCAUGCCAAUUCAACCUGAAUAUAAAGGAAAAUCAAGGUCCUGAUUUUCAGUCGCUUGAUGAUACCUUGUUUGUUCGAACAGUUGAUGACGAUACGACUGGACUCUCUGCAGAAGACAAACAGUUUGUAAAACUUAUGGACUCUUAAAUGGAACGUGACCAGAAUGGCUUCUGGACUGCACCUCUUCCAUUCAAGGAUGACAGACCCGAGCUACCUAACAACAGAGCACAGGCGUGGCGCCGAGCUCAAAUCCUAGAUAAUAGCUUGAAGAACAAUUCGGUCAAGAGACAGCAUUUUGUCACCUUUAUGGGCAAGGUCAUCGAUAGCGGAGCUGCUGAAGUUGCACCCUGUGCUAUUCAACAAGAGUGUUGGUAUCUUCCACUAUUUGGCGUCUACAACCCGAAUAAACCUGGACAGAUAAGAGGUGUAUUCGAUUCGUCGGCAGUCUACCAGAAUAUCUCAUUGAACAGUGUUCUCAUGUCAGGCCCUGACAUGAUAAACAGCCUGCUAGGAAUUCUUCUCAGAUUCCGUAGAGACGAAGUCGCUGUUUCUGCCGAUGUAGAGCAGAUGUUCUAUCGCUUUCGAGUCACUCAUGAGCAUCUUGAUUUCCUUCGUUUUCUGUGGUACAGAGAUAACGAUCCUGACAAAGAACUCAUUGAAUAUAGAAUGUGUGUUCACAUAUUUGGAAACUGUGCUUCCCCAUCUGUUGCUACAUAUGGUCUACGCAAAGCUGUACAAACUGCUGAAAAAGACAUUCAAAAUCUGGUUAACAAGGACUUUUAUGUAGAUGAAUGUUUAACGUCUAAGCCUACUGUUGAUCAAGCAAUAGUUACAAUGAAAAGAACUCAGACAGCUUUACGUGAUGGUGGAAACAUUCGGCUACAUAAAAUUGCAUCAAACAAUGUCGCUGUAAUGCACGCCUUCCCUCAGGACGACCUUGGAGGUGAUUUAAAAUCACUAGAUCUUAGUGUAGAUCCUCUUCCUGCCCUGCGAAGUCUCGGAUUGGCCUGGGACUUGAAGAAGGACACCUUCAUCUUCAAUAUCGAAAUGGAAAACAAGCCUUUCACCAGAAGAGGCGUACUUUCCAUGGUGAACAGUAUCUAUGAUCCCCUUGGUUUCAUCGCUCCGAUAACCAUAACUGGCAAGAUACUACUACGUGAAGCUACACCAUCCGGUGUAGACUGGGAUGCUCCUCUCCCACCAAGCCAUGAGAUGAGAUGGCUUGAAUGGAAGCAGUCCUUACAAAACACAGAGACAAUUGCUAUUCCUCGUGCCUACACUACGAUUUCCUUCAGUACAGCAAAGAAGAGUUCAGUGAAUAUCUUCUCAGAUGCUUCAGAAGUAGCUAUUGCUGCAGUUUCUUAUUUGAAAGUGACCGACCAAGUUGGUGAAUCCAGUUCUGGGUUUCUGUUAGGAAAAGCGAAGUUAGCCCCUACACAAGGACAUAGUAUUCCUAGGUUGGAACUGUGCGGCGCAGUUUUAGCCACUGAGUUAGCUGUUAUAAUAUCUAAGCAGUUAGACAUACCGAUAGCUUCUAUGACAUUCUUUACUGAUAGCAAAGUGGUGCUAGGAUACAUUUGCAACGAAACUAGGAGAUUCUACACGUAUGUGAGAAAUCGUGUUGAAAGAAUAUUGAAUGUAUCUACACCAGAGCAAUGGCAGUACAUUUCAACGACCCGUAAUCCUGCCGAUUGUGCAACCAGAUGUCGACCAGUUUGCCUAGAUGUUAGCGACAGUACGUGGAUCAAAGGUCCUCCUCUUCUGAAAGAUCAUGAGCUUCAGAUAGAGGAUAACAUCGAAGAGUCCAAGAACUAUGACCUGAUCAACCCUGAAAAUGACAGUGAGAUUCGUCCUGAAGUUCUCACGAGGAAAACAGUGAACGUUGAAUCCAGUAUAACUAGCAAGUUUGAAAAGUUUUCUACUUGGCAGUCUUUGGUGAGAGCAUUCGCGCUCUUGAAAAGGUCGUGUAAAGAUCACAAAAAAGUAGCAAAACCUGAGGUCGUUACGAGUCACAUUGAAGCAGAAAACUUCAUUGUACGUACAGUUCAAGAGAGCAGUUAUGAAAAGGAAAUUCAGUUAUUGUUUAGCAAGAGAGCUGUACCUGCAAGUAGCAGUUUGUCUACAUUGAGUCCAUUUCUAGACAAGAAAGGUGUCUUGCGUGUUGGUGGCAGAUUAACAAAGGCAGAUGUUCUGUCUAACAGCAAACAGCCAAUCAUCAUCCCGAAGAAGUCUCACAUAGCUCUUCUUCUUGUGAGACAUUUCCACGAGAAAGUUCAACACCAAGGCAGACUACUUAAUGAAUCCACUUUGCUUAACAAUGGCUUCUGGAUUAUUGGUGCGAAGAGACUUAUUUCCAGUACUAUUCAUGAGUGUGUCAUCUGCAAAAGACAGCGUGGUAAAUUUCAAAGUCAAUACAUGUCCGACCUACCUGAAGACAGAGUUACUCCAAGUGCUCCCUUUACAGUGAUUGGCGUAGAUACAUUUGGACCAUGGUACAUUGUUGCCCGCAAGAUCAGAGGCGGACUUGCAGAAAGUAAAAGAUAGGGCAUGCUUUUCACAUGCUUGAGUACUAGGGCAGUGCAUAUUAUAGUUAUUGAAGAGUUAAGCAGUUCAGCCUUCAUAAAUGCAUUUAGAAGAUUUGUAGCCAUAAGAGGACCAGUCAAAGAGGUUCGAUCAGAUCGUGGUACGAAUUUCAUUGGGGCGCUUGAUGAUCUCAAAGCCGAAGGUAUUUGUGUAGAAGAUGGACCUGUAAAGAAAUACCUUCACGACUCGAAGAUAACUUGGAAAUUCAACCCUCCACACUCGUCACACAUGGGAGGAGUGUGGGAGAGAAUCAUUGGACUCACGCGUAGAAUCCUAGACUCUAUGCUCCUGAAGACACACGCGCAAAAGUUGACUCAUGACAUUUUGUGAACAUUCAUGUGUGAAGUGUGUGCGAUUAUCAACUCCCGACCUAUUGCUUCAAUCUCUACGGACCCAGACGAUCCUGAAAUAAUGACCCCGGGAAUGCUGCUAACCCAGAAGAAGUAACCUUUGGAAGGAUUGGACUCAACCCUGAGUAUGAGGGACAUAUACAAACCGCAAUGGAAGUACUUUCAGGUGAUGGCAAACACUUUCUGGAAACAGUGGCGUAACGGAUACCUUCAAACUUCGCAAACACGGCGAAAGUGGCCAAGUGUUCUAGAAAAUUUGAAAACCGGAGACGAUGUUCUUGUUAAGGAUGUUGAAGAACAUCGAAACCAUUGGCCAUUGGGAAUCGUUGUUCGUGUCUUCCAAAGUGGAAGUGACUCAAACAUUCGUUCAGUGGAAGUACGCAUCGUUAAAGACAAAAAAUGUGUAAAUUAUGUUAGACCAAUCACGGAGUUGGUACUCCUAGUGGAUUGAUGUACUUUCUCAAAAUAAGUCAGUUUAUCUACAUACACAAACAUAAAUGUGAGACAAUUUUGAGUGCUGAUUAGAAUAUGUCUUAUUGUUUUGCAUACAUGCUUUCAUUUGUUAUAAGAUACAUGUAUUGGCUUCAAUAUUGUUUAAAUUAGGGUUUGGAUCUAUUGUUUUUAAUAGUCAAUAUUUAACUGUCAAUUAUAAUUACUCUCAUAGUAAGAAACUUAAGUAACAUUAUAUUUCUUUAUUUUGUAAAAGUAGGUCAAAUUUAUGUAUUUUCAUAUACACUUGUUAGUGAAGUUUUAUUAAAAUUAACACUAAUGUAUGAACUUUAUAAUUUCAGUUUCUUUACUGAUGCUUUGUAUCUUGGUCAUUUUGUUUUGUUUAAUUAGGACUUGUACUUUAAGGUGAUUAAGUUCAAAGAUAUAGCUUUUUUGUCUUGGGUUUAAUAUGUGAAUCUCUAUAUAUGCUGUUGUAUUAGGUUAAAAAUUUGGUAUUAGAAUACCAGACGGGGAGUGUACUGGAACUGAAGUUCCAUGUUUGUUUUCUAUUAUCUUUAUUCAGUAUUAAGUAAUGUUUUCUUGUUUAAAUUUGAUAAUUUGAAGUUACACUCGGGGCUAAGUUUUACUGGUUAUUUACAGACCACUGUCGAUUUGUUAACUGUUGAGUGCAACUCGUUUGUUUUGGUUUUUUGACGUUCCGUCGUGUCGGGUGCGCUCUGCACCACGAGUCUAAAACAAGCAAAUUCUAGUCCUAUAGCCCCUCACAGUGUAAGUUUACUGCAUCAAUAUGUCUUAUAUUAUUCCUUAUAACUUUCUGUAUAGUUAGAUUUUGACCGUAUACUCUGAAAACCCUCACAUUCGUUCCGAAGCCGGAUUCGUACCCAACCUCGUUCGAUUCGUUCGCACUAAAAAGGGCGGUGGCAUAUUGGUGUACAUAAGAGAAAAUAUCCCAUUCAUUCGCAGAAAAGAGUUUGAGUCUGAACACAUUGAAGCAAUUUGGAUUGAAGUAUGUUUUUGCAAUGCCAAACCAUUUCUAGUGUGUUUCAUUUAUCGACCACCUGAUAGUAAGUUAGAAUGGAUUAAUAUGUUCAGUAAUCAGUUAAAGAAUGUUGAAGACUUAAAUUUAGAGUAUCAUAUCAUAGGAGACAUUAACAUAAAUUAUAAUGCCGAAUGUGGGUCAUUUAAAAUUACCGCAUGGCAGGAUUGUAUUAUAAAAUACGGAUUAAACCAGCUUAUAGAUGUUCCUACAAGGGUAACAGAGAAAACAUCUUCUAUUAUAGAUCAUGUAUAUACGAACUCAGUUGAUCGAGUAUGUGAAGCAUUUGUAUCAAGUCUAAGUAUAAGUGACCACUUUCCAGUUUGUUUCACUAGAGCUGCCCGUUUA
Mya arenaria is the source of this 7274-nucleotide messenger RNA. RefSeq lists its product as uncharacterized. The record is from RefSeq and is a predicted model, not a curated record. Lineage: Eukaryota; Metazoa; Mollusca; Bivalvia; Myida; Myidae. The transcript has 2 exons. Bases 2655 to 5051 code for a protein of 798 amino acids.